AGUGGAGGUCCGGCGCCGAGGGCCCACAGCCGCUGCUGCAGCUGCCGAGACUCAGGCAUCGGUGAGGCAAAGGUGGUGCCAACAAAACCAUGGACAAGGCACGAGCAUCCCUUGAAACUAAAGAGUACCCGGACGGCGGCAUCCAGAGGGAUGGAGCACUCACUCUGGAAGAAUGGCAGGACAUGUGGGUGACCCACCAGAUUGGCUUCCAUCAGGAAGAAGGGCAUCGGUUACUCAAGAAGCAUUUGGAUACCUUUCUGAAUGGCAAGAGUGGACUCAGGGUUUUCUUCCCUCUGUGUGGAAAAGCAGUGGAAAUGAGAUGCUAUGCUGAAUUGAUGUUGUCCCUAACAGGAAAAGGGUUUCGCUACCUCCUGGCUAUUCUCCUUUAUGACCCAACUAAGCAUCCAGGCCCCCCAUUUUAUGUUCCAGAAGCUGACGUCCAAAUGUUGUUUGGUACAGUGUGCAACCUGCAUUGUCUUGAGGAUGUUGAUGUUUUUGAAGAACGAUACAGACAGUGGGGACUCGACUACAUGUUUGAAAAGUUAUAUCUCAUUACAGAAAAGUAAAUGAGACCAAAGAUUAAGUAACUCCAAUUUUCUUUUUACUUUUUAUUGUGAUUUAGGAUGGGGUUUGCAUGUGAGAUCAUCUUUGUAUCCAACAACUUCUACAGCUUGUCAAACUCCCAGUUGCCCUGAACACUCCUUUUGUUUUCUCUUCUCCCUCUUGUAAGAUAAUGUCCUUCGUUUUUCCCAUGUUCACAGUCCGUUGCUUCCCUGCCCUCCUCUCUGCCCCACCCCAUCAUCAACUUGUUUUGAACAUUGAAAUUUGUGCCAAGCUAUGAAAAGAAAAUGAUUGACACCAAAUAUUUUCUCAAAUCACAUGAAUGAUCUUUGGUCACAAAUAUGUGUAAUUUUUAAGGAAAACCCAAAACCACAUACUACAAAGUGGCUACCUUUUAAGAGGACCGUCUUAACUGAAGGCCAGAGCAAAUGCUACCUAGAUGGAUGCUUAACACAUUCCACAAAGCAUCUCUCAAGCUUCUGUAAGUGGAACUCUAUUGGCUGGUGAAGAUUGGCAGUGCCGUGGGCCGCCAAAAGAACAGAAGAAACCCGCCUUGGAAGAAGUACAGCCGGAGUGCUCCUUAGAAGCGAAGACAGUGAGACAUGUCACGUUUGAACAUGUUGCCGGGAAAGACCUGUCCCUGGAGAAAGGGCAUCGUGCUUGGUGCAGUAGAGCGGCAGCAGAAAGGAGAAAGGCCUUCGACAGGGUGAUCGACACGGUGGUGCAACGAUGGGCUCGGGUGACAGUGAUUGCCAGGCUGGCACAGAGCUGGGUGGCCCAUUCUGCUGGACAUUGGGUUGCUAUGCGUCGGAACUGGCCCAACACCUAACAACCAGGAGAAAUGUUUAUAAUCAGCAUGGAAUACGUGUGUCAUUGAAAAAGAAAGGCAGCGCAUAUAACUUAGAAAUAGACUUUGGCAACUGGACCGUUUUGGGUAAAAUUUAGAACGAAUGAUGACUUUAAUGCAUUAAUGAAGUGCAAGGUAGCAGAAAGUGGUCUGCAUAAUUAUAUAAAAUAUCAGCUUUUACUGUAAUGGCUCAUUAUCCUUAAAUCACACACUCAUUUUCACUAUCUCCUUAUAUAAUAAUUUAUAUGAGAAACAAAAUUGAAGGUAUCAACCUAUAUGAAGCAAAGUACUUUUUAAUCCUCUGAAAAUUAAACUUUUUCCUGAA
This is a messenger RNA of Echinops telfairi (small Madagascar hedgehog), 1733 nucleotides long. It is a transcript of the gene TPMT, whose product is annotated as thiopurine S-methyltransferase. Gene Ontology annotation, molecular function: thiopurine S-methyltransferase activity. The transcript has 6 exons. Bases 90 to 566 code for a protein of 158 amino acids. NCBI's taxonomy places the organism in Eukaryota, Metazoa, Chordata, Mammalia, Afrosoricida, Tenrecidae. The record is from RefSeq and is a predicted model, not a curated record.